This is a messenger RNA of Ostreococcus lucimarinus CCE9901, 1467 nucleotides long. RefSeq lists its product with no specific name. NCBI's taxonomy places the organism in Eukaryota, Viridiplantae, Chlorophyta, Mamiellophyceae, Mamiellales, Bathycoccaceae. Bases 1 to 1467 code for a protein of 488 amino acids. The record is from RefSeq and is a predicted model, not a curated record. The transcript has a single exon.
AUGCCGCGCGCGCGCGUCGACGACGCGCGCGUCGCGACCGCGACGGCGACGGCGACGGCGACGGCGACGGCGACGGCGACGGCGACGGCGACGCGCGCGACCGGGGUCGCGCUCGCGCGCGCGGCGCGACCGGACGACGACGACGACGACGGUCUGUUCGAUGGCCUGCUCGACGACGACGACGACGACGACGACGACGACGACGGGGGAGAAGAUGGCGACGGUGUCGAAGAAACGGUCGAAAGCGACGACGACGACGGUUCGGCGACGACGCGACGCGACGACGACGAUGACGCGGACGAGGACGCGGACGAGGACGCGCACGAGGACGCGCCGGAAGCGGGGGACGAGGGAACGUCUGGCGAGGAUGAGGGGGCGUCGACGACGACGCUGGACGACUUGGUGCGGUUGGGCGGCGUCGAGGCGCGCGCGCUGAUGCGUGAUUUGUUCGUCGAGGCGAGUAAGUUUGGGUUGGAUUUAGACGACGAGGACGAGGACGAGGACGAGGACGAGGACGAGGACGUCGAUAUCGAGGGCGUUUUGGGGCAGGCGCUCGGGAUGGAUGACGAGGCGUCGGCGGAGCUGCUCGCGGUGGAGUACGUCGAAGAGGAGGACGAUAGCGAGGACGAGCGCGCGAUCGAGCAGAGGAAGAAGUUAUUAUUAGGACUAGGGGUAGAUAUAGAUGCUGAACCGACGCCGGCGGUCGUGGAGGACGCGACGGAGGACGUCGUGACGGAGACGACGACGGAGACGACGACGGAGACGACGACGACGCCCAAGCCGGUGCUGCGCGAGGUUCAGCCCAACGUAGCGUCGAGCGCGAAUCGCGAAGCACACGCGACGAAGUCUCGAGAUGGACGCACGUUACUUUCCGUCAUCGACGCUAAUAACGUGCGUUGGCUCUCGUGGGACGACAUGCCCGAGAGGUUGCGAAAGCACGUCGCGUCCACCGCGCCGGACGCCGUCGACGCUCGCGCCAUUCGCGUCGGAGGAUACUGGCGAGCGGCGAGCAUGAACAAUCGCCAGCGGCGAAAGAGUAAAUCUAGGAAUGGUUUCCCUCUUCGCCAGGGCCAAGUUGAGGAAGAAGUGAAGGAGUGCAACCAGCGACACGUCGUGACAAACAUUCAGUGCUUCAACGAACACGCUAGGUACGCCGUCAUCACCGUCGAGGCGUCGCACACGUUUUAUCCCGGGGAUUACGUGACUUUCGAAAGAAUUGGCGCGCAAAACGCCGAACACGCGCGCGAGAUCAAUAGUCAGCAUCGCGUGUUCGCGGUUCCGGUGCCGCUCGACGCGGACGUGUCCGCGCUCAACUGGGACAACAUUUGGGCCGAGUCGCCCUUGGUUUUGCCUCGACAAAGCGUGUUCGCGGUUUCGUUUGACACUCCCGGUAGCGCGUGCGACGCGUUUCCGGUGUCGAGCGCCAUAGUUCGACGUUCCGCGAACACGCGUCUACCAUUUUGCUGA